UAGAAAGAAACUACAAGUCCCAGGAUGCACUACAGGAUGGACGUCGGAUCGAGGACCUCGUGUCUCUGAAGUGGUUGCCCUCGCCUUAUUUGAAUGGGAAUAAUCCCAAUGAAAACUGAUGUUUGUGACCCAGAGCAGAUUCUGGAGCCUUUUGUACGCCUGGGACGGCCCAGCGUGGAGGGGACAGCGUGGUGCCUUUUUGUUCAGGCUUCCCUCAGGGCAGCCUCACCCUUUCCUGGGGCCUCCAGGCGGCAGAAGGACUCUGUUAGUGCGCCUCUAAGAUGGCGACGCCUUUGGCGGUAAAUUCGGCUGCUAGUCUAUGGGGUCCUUACAAAGAUAUUUGGCAUAAAGUGGGAAAUGCUCUUUGGAGGAGACAACCUGAAGCUGUUCACCUUCUUGAUAAGAUUUUGAAGAAACACAAACCUGACUUCAUCUCAUUGUUCAAAAAUCCGCCAAAAAAUGUUCAACAGCAUGAGAAGGUUCAGAAAGCCAGUACAGAGGGAGUCGCCAUUCAGGGUCAACAGGGAACUAGACUUCUUCCUGAACAGCUCAUUAAAGAAGCCUUUAUUCUCAGUGACCUUUUUGAUAUUGGAGAAUUGGCAGCUGUUGAGCUUCUUCUUGCUGGAGAGCAUCAACAGCCACAUUUUCCUGGCCUUACCAGAGGAUUAGUAGCUGUUCUUUUGUACUGGGAUGGAAAGCGAUGCAUUGCGAAUUCCUUGAAAGCCUUGAUACAGUCUAGACGGGGAAAGACAUGGACCCUAGAACUCAGUCCAGAGCUGGCUUCCAUGACAACACGCUUUACAGAUGAGCUGAUGGAGCAAGGAUUGACUUAUAAAGUUCUUACCCUGGUGUCACAGAUUGAUGUGAAUAAUGAGUUUGAGAAACUACAGCGAGAGAGAGGUUUGGGCAGUGAAAAACAUCGCAAAGAGGUUUCUGAUCUCAUUAAGGAGUGCAGGCAGUCUCUUGCAGAAAGCCUUUUUGCCUGGGCUUGCCAGUCACCCUUAGGCAAAGAAGACACUCUCCUCCUCAUUGGACAUUUGGAAAGAGUGACAGUUGAGGCUAAUGGCUCACUGGAUGCAGUGAAUCUGGCUCUUCUUAUGGCGCUUCUAUACUGUUUUGAUAUCAGUUUUAUAGAGCAAAGCACAGAGGAACGAGAUGAUAUGAUUCAUCAACUUCCACUGUUGGCAGAAAAACAGUACAUUGCAACAAUUCACUCUCGUCUUCAGGACUCACAGCUUUGGAAACUGCCUGGGCUCCAAGCCACUGUUAGACUUGCCUGGGCACUGGCAUUGAGGGGAAUAUCCCAGCUACCUGAUGUGACAGCUCUGGCAGAAUUCACAGAGGCAGAUGAAGCAAUGGCAGAACUCGCAAUUGCUGACAACGUUUUCCUGUUCCUCACGGAAUCUGUGGUGGUAUCGGAAUACUUUUAUCAGGAGGAAUUUUAUAUUCGCAGAGUCCAUAAUCUCAUCACAGAUUUCCUUGCACUUAUGCCAAUGAAGGUGAAACAGCUGAGGAAUCGGGCAGAUGAAGAUGCUCGAAUGAUUCACAUGAGUAUGCAGAUGGGUAAUGAACCCCCCAUUUCACUUAGAAGGGACCUGGAACACUUAAUGCUAUUGAUUGGCGAGCUAUAUAAAAAGAACCCUUUUCAUCUGGAGCUUGCUCUAGAAUAUUGGUGUCCCUCAGAGCCUCUUCAGACUCCGACUAUCAUGGGUUCUUAUCUAGGGGUGGCUCAUCAGCGGCCCCCUCAACGCCAGGUUGUCUUGUCAAAGUUUGUUAGGCAAAUGGGUGACCUGUUGCCUCCAACUAUUUAUAUUCCUUAUUUGAAGAUGCUCCAGGGAUUGGCCAAUGGGCCUCAGUGUGCCCACUACUGUUUCAGCCUGCUCAAAGUCAAUGGUAGUAGUCAUGUUGAAAAUAUUCAGGGAGCAGGUGGCAGUCCUGUUUCCUGGGAACAUUUCUUUCACUCCUUGAUGCUUUACCAUGAACACCUUCGGAAGGAUCUUCCAAGUGCAGAUAGCGUCCAGUACCGUCACCUUCCUUCCCGUGGCAUCACCCAGAAGGAACAAGAUGGAUUGAUUGCUUUUUUGCAGCUCACGUCUACCAUCAUUACUUGGAGUGAAAACGCUCGCUUGGCACUCUGUGAACACCCUCAGUGGACCCCUGUUGUGGUGAUUCUGGGACUCCUCCAAUGCAGUAUUCCCCCUGUCCUAAAAGCUGAGCUGCUGAAGACACUCGCAGCUUUUGGAAAAUCUCCUGAAAUUGCUGCUUCCCUCUGGCAGUCAUUGGAAUACACUCAGAUACUGCAGACCGUGAGGAUUCCAAGCCAGAGGCAAGCUAUUGGUAUUGAGGUUGAGCUAAAUGAAAUAGAAUCCCGGUGUGAAGAAUACCCGUUGACUCGGGCCUUUUGCCAGCUUAUUAGUACCCUGGUGGAGAGCUCAUUUCCUUCUAAUUUGGGUGCUGGACUGCGGCCCCCUGGCUUUGACCCUUAUUUGCAGUUCCUUAGAGACUCUGUGUUUCUACGAUUCCGUACGAGAGCUUACCGGAGAGCAGCUGAAAAGUGGGAAGUUGCUGAGGUGGUUUUGGAGGUGUUUUAUAAAUUGCUCAGAGAUUAUGAGCCUCAACUUGAAGAUUUUGUAGACCAGUUUGUGGAACUACAAGGAGAAGAAAUCAUAGCCUAUAAGCCACCUGGAUUUAGUCUGAUGUAUCAUCUGCUGAAUGAGUCACCAAUGUUGGAGCUUGCUCUCAGUUUACUGGAAGAAGGAGUUAAGCAGCUUGACACCUAUGCUCCCUUUCCUGGGAAAAAACACCUGGAGAAAGCAGUACAGCAUUGCCUUGCACUUCUCAAUCUUACUCUGCAAAAGGAAAAUCUUUUUAUGGACCUUCUAAGAGAGAGUCAGCUGGCUCUAAUAGUCUGUCCUUUAGAACAGCUUUUGCAGGGAAUUAAUCCCAGAACUAAGAAGGCAGAUAAUGUGGUAAACAUUGCCAGAUACCUAUAUCAUGGCAAUACUAAUCCAGAAUUGGCUUUUGAAAGUGCCAAGAUCCUCUGUUGUAUCUCUUGCAACUCUAAUAUUCAGAUAAAGUUGGUUGGAGAUUUCACACAUGACCAGAGUAUAAGUCAGAAACUAAUGGCUGGAUUUGUGGAGUGUUUGGAUUGUGAGGAUGCAGAAGAAUUUGUACGUCUGGAAGAGGGAUCAGAACUUGAAAAGAAAUUAGUUGCAAUUCGUCAUGAAACAAGAAUCCACAUCUUGAAUCUUCUCAUUACCUCUCUGGAAUGCAAUCCACCCAAUCUUGCUCUCUACCUGUUGGGCUUUGAAUUGAAGAAACCUGUCAGUACUACAAACCUACAAGAUCCAGGAGUGUUAGGUUGCCCUCGGACAUGCCUUCAUGCCAUCCUAAACAUCUUGGAGAAAGGAACAGAAGGGAGAACAGGCCCAGUGGCAGUGCGAGAAUCUCCUCAACUGGCUGAGCUAUGUUACCAGGUCAUAUAUCAGUUAUGUGCAUGCUCUGAUACAUCUGGUCCUACUAUGAGGUACUUGAGAACCAGCCAGGAUUUCUUAUUUUCCCAGUUGCAGUAUCUACCAUUUUCUAACAAAGAAUAUGAAAUAUCUAUGCUGAACCAGAUGUCAUGGCUUAUGAAAACUGCCUCAAUAGAGCUAAGGGUAACCUCUCUGAAUCGUCAGCGGUCGCAUACCCAGAGGCUCCUACACCUCUUACUGGAUGACAUGCCAGUGAAACCAUACUCGGACGGUGAAGGAGGAAUAGAAGAUGAAAACAGGUCUGUUUCUGGGUUCCUUCACUUUGACACUGCUACAAAAGUACGUCGAAAAAUUCUAAAUAUUCUUGACUCGAUUGACUUCAGUCAGGAGAUCCCUGAGCCUUUGCAGUUGGAUUUUUUUGAUCGGGCCCAGAUUGAACAAGUUAUUGCUAACUGUGAACACAAGAAUUUACGGGGACAGACAGUCUGCAAUGUCAAGCUUCUUCAUAGGGUUCUUGUAGCUGAAGUAAAUGCCCUUCAGGGUAUGGCAGCCAUAGGACAGAGACCUCUACUCAUGGAGGAAAUCAGCACUGUACUUCAGUAUGUGGUAGGAAGAAAUAAAUUGCUGCAGUGUCUUCAUGCAAAACGUCAUGCUCUGGAGUCGUGGAGGCAACUGGUAGAAAUUAUACUGACAGCUUGUCCCCAGGACCUCAUUCAGGCAGAGGAUCGACAACUGAUUAUUCGUGAUAUUUUACAAGAUGUGCAUGAUAAGAUACUGGACGACGAAGCAGCGCAAGAGUUAAUGCCUGUGGUCGCCGGGGCGGUGUUCACACUGACUGCUCACCUAAGCCAGGCCGUCCUCACUGAACAGAAGCAAACAUCAGUCUUGGGACCAGCAGAGGCCCAUUACGCUUUUAUGCUUGAUAGUUCCUUCACCUCACCUCCUCCAGAAGAGAACCCAUUAGUGGGUUUUGCUUCUAUUGGAGAUUCUUCACUUUACAUCAUAUUGAAGAAACUGUUAGACUUCAUUUUGAAGACAGGUGGUGGAUUCCAACGAGUGAGGACUCACUUGUAUGGCUCUCUGCUUUAUUACUUACAGAUUGCCCAGAGACCUGAUGAACCAGACACCUUAGAAGCAGCCAAGAAAACCAUGUGGGAAAGGCUGACAGCCCCUGAAGAUGUAUUUAGCAAAUUACAGCGAGAAAACAUAGCCAUUAUUGAAAGUUAUGGCGCUGCCCUCAUGGAAGUGGUCUGUCGAGAUGCUUGUGAUGGUCAUGAGAUUGGAAGGAUGCUGGCCCUGGCUCUACUUGAUAGGAUUGUCUCCGUGGAUAAACAGCAGCAGUGGCUUUUGUAUCUUUCUAACAGUGGCUACUUGAAGGUCCUCGUAGACAGCUUGGUAGAAGAUGACCGUACUUUGCAGAGCUUACUCACGCCACAGCCUCCCCUUUUAAAAGCACUUUAUACUUAUGAAUCUAAAAUGGCAUUUCUCACAAGAGUAGCAAAGAUACAGCAGGGUGCAUUAGAGCUGCUAAGAUCAGGGGUGAUUGUGAGACUAGCUCAAUGCCAAGUCUAUGACAUGCGCCCAGAAAUGGACCCGCAGAGCAUGUUUGGCAUGAGAGACUCUCCAAUGUUCAUCCCUACCCCGGUGGAUCGCUACCGCCAGAUUCUCCUCCCAGCUCUCCAGCUGUGCCAGGUCAUCCUCACAUCUAGUAUGGCCCAGCACUUGCAGGCAGCAGGGCAGGUAUUGCAGUUUCUUAUUUCACAUUCUGAUACCAUACAAGCAAUUCUGCGCUGUCAGGAUGUUAGUGCUGGGUCUUUGCAGGAAUUGGCUCUGCUGACAGGAAUUAUAAGUAAAGCAGCACUUCCUGGGAUAUUAAGUGAACUCGACGUUGAUGUAAAUGAAGGGUCUCUAAUGGAGCUACAGGGACAUAUUGGAAGAUUCCAGCGCCAGUGCUUAGGACUACUAAGUCGCUUUGGUGGCUCUGACAGACUGCGUCAGUUUAAAUUUCAAGACGAUAAUGUGGAGGGAGAUAAAGUAAGCAAGAAAGAUGAGAUUGAACUGGCUAUGCAGCAGAUUUGUGCCAAUGUAAUGGAAUAUUGCCAGUCUCUCAUGUUACAAAGUUCCCCUACCUUCCAGCAUGCUGUGUGUCUCUUCACUCCUAGCCUUUCAGAAACAGUUAAUAGAGAUGGACCGCGGCAAGAUACCCAAGCUCCAGUGGUUCCAUACUGGCGCCUGCCUGGUUUAGGCAUUAUCAUCUACCUGCUGAAACAGAGUGCUAAUGAUUUCUUCAGCUAUUACGACAGUCAUCGACAGAGUGUCAGCAAGCUACAAAAUGUAGAGCAGCUUCCCCCAGAUGAGAUAAAAGAGUUGUGUCAGUCUGUGAUGCCUGCUGGUGUUGAUAAAAUCUCCACUGCCCAGAAAUAUGUUCUAGCAAGACGGCGCUUGGUGAAGGUGAUCAACAAUCGAGCUAAACUGCUUUCCCUUUGUUCUUUUAUCAUAGAGACCUGCCUAUUUAUUCUUUGGCGCCAUCUGGAGUACUACUUGUUACAUUGCAUGCCCACGGAUUCUCAAGAUUCCUUAUUUGCCUCGAGAACCUUGUUUAAAAGCAGAAGACUGCAAGAUUCCUUCGCCUCAGAAACCAAUCUAGAUUUUAGAAGUGGGCUGGCUAUAGUGAGCCAACAUGAUUUAGACCAGCUGCAGGCUGAUGCAAUCAACGCUUUUGGAGAAUCACUACAGAAGAAACUUCUGGACAUUGAAGGAUUAUAUUCAAAAGUUCGAUCUCGAUACAGUUUCAUACAGGCUCUUGUCAGACGUAUCCGUGGCCUCUUGAGGAUAUCAAGGAACUGAGAGCCCGUGCUUAUGCUCUUCUGUGAGAGAGAUGAAUUGGGAAGAACUGUCUCCGUUUUAUAGAUUAGUUUCUUUCUAAAUUAUGACCAAAAAUAUUUUGCUAUUUCUUUCUUUGUAUAUGGACAUCUUUUCUGUAAACUUCUUUGCCAAGUUCCAUCCUCACUAGUAAAAAAUAAAUACUUUUUAAAAAAAAACAAAACAAA
Symphalangus syndactylus (siamang) is the source of this 6523-nucleotide messenger RNA. It is a transcript of the gene NUP205, whose product is annotated as nucleoporin 205. NCBI's taxonomy places the organism in Eukaryota, Metazoa, Chordata, Mammalia, Primates, Hylobatidae. The record is from RefSeq and is a predicted model, not a curated record. Gene Ontology annotation, molecular function: structural constituent of nuclear pore. Gene Ontology annotation, biological process: nuclear pore organization. Gene Ontology annotation, cellular component: nuclear pore inner ring; nuclear pore.